Messenger RNA from Musca domestica (house fly), 3135 nucleotides. Its product is annotated as coiled-coil domain-containing protein 102A. The coding region runs from base 482 to 2665 and encodes 727 amino acids. The record is from RefSeq and is a predicted model, not a curated record. The transcript has 11 exons. NCBI's taxonomy places the organism in Eukaryota, Metazoa, Arthropoda, Insecta, Diptera, Muscidae.
GUGAAUUGAAAAAUGCUAGAUAUGGGCCUGGGUAUUUUGCUAAUUGAGUCAUCAUUUCGGCGUGGAUUGUAUUCUAUAAGCUAGUCCCGCAGCUCAUUUAAAGAAUGUGUUCAGCUUGAUUGCGUUUUUCUCAUGUCUCAUUCGUAAACAGCAGAGUACCCCGGGAUUUUGCUUUCUGUUUAUUUUUCAUCGGGUAUUGCUUUUUGUCCUGCAUAUUUGUUUCGUUGGGGACGUCUUUCAUUUUGGUUUCUCAUCAUCUUAUUUGUAUCUGGUAGUAUAUAUGGGAUAUCUUUUCCGAGAGCCCGCAGCAUGCAUAGCAGCAUUUUCUCACCUUAAACAACAAAGUCAAUCUAGCCACAUUCAUUUGUGGUAAACAUUAACCGCGGAUUUUUUUAUGUGGAGUACUAAUGGUCUGUUCCAAAAAAUAAAAAGAACUAUAUAAAUAUUCGAAUAGUGGAAUUGGAAAAGUGUAUACUAAAGUAUGAUGGAGCAAGUAAACAGCACUCGAUAUGGAGACACCGAGUGGGAGGCUCGCGAAUCUCAGCGACAGCGCGAGUUGGAAGAAGCUCGAGCUCGGGCAGCUCAAAUGGAGAAAACCAUGAAGUGGUGGUCAGAUUGUACUGCAAACUGGCGUGAAAAAUGGAGUAAGGUGCGCAAUGAACGCAACAAAGCUAGAGAAGAAGCUAAACAAUUAAGAUCAAGCUUGGAAAUGGCAAUGAAGGAGGCUAACUCUUACAAACGCGAGAAAAAUGAUCUGGAAAUUCAAAUCUCUCAGCUUAAGAAAGAAAUGGAGAAGGUGCACUCGCUUAUGAUGAAGCAUGCAGGACAAUUUCAUAAGACCGGGGUGGCUGACACAGGUGAAGAAGCUGAAGGGAAUGUACGAGAUACUAACAAUUCGCCAGACAUGUCUUCCGAUGGUCUGAAAAAUGUUAAUAGCGAAGAUGGUUUGGUUACGAAAUCUGCUGGAGGCGAUUUGAAAGAUCUGGACAUCGAAGAAUUUAUUUUGAAGGGGGCAAUGCCGAAAAACUUAACAGAUAUGGAUGAAGUUUCUGCCGAAGAAAAACGCUUAAUUCAACAACUAUCUAAGGAUGAAUUUGACGAAGAUUAUUUGCUACAAAAAAUUUCUAUGUUGCAGUUGCGCCUUGAUGAAGCCCAGAAAACAGUUCAAGCGGAAAGAGACGAAAAGCAUAUUUUACAUAAAAGUAUUGAAAAGCUUACGUUGGAAAUACAGGAGGUACGAGAUCGCCAAGAAGAGUUGAGAACAGCUAAACAGGAAGCUGUUCGAGAAUUGCUAACUCUGCAAGAAUCUCACAGAGCCGAAAUGCGUAUUAUUAACAAUUCAUUGGUCGAAGAGGUAUCAUCUCGUGAAAAUCUUGAAAGACGCUUGGGAGAGUUACGCACAGAAUUGGAAAGACUUCAAGCAGAAAAUGCAUCAGAGUGGGGUAAACGUGAACGCUUGGAAACUGAGAAACUAGGACUGGAAAGGGAUAACAAAAAAUUGCGUAGUGAAAUCCGUGACUUGCAAGAUCGAUCUGAUCGAAAGGGUCGUCCAUUGCCAGCUACAGAUGUUGAAGUUCGGGCUUUACAACAAGAAUUGUCUGAAAAAACAAAGGAAUUAAGUGAAAUGAAAAUAUCACAUUCCAAGUUAAAAAAAUUACUAGCUGAGACUAAUACUGAGUUGGGCCAUGCUGUGAGACGAGCUGAACAAUAUGAAGCUGAGGUUAAACGUUUACGACAACGCGUUGAAGAGCUAAAACGCGAAUUGGCGUCAGCCGAAGAUGAAUUGGAUUCUGCUGUUAAUCAAGUGCGCCGUUUACAAAGAUCGAAUGAUGAGCUGGUUGGACAAAAUGAAGGUUUACAGGUUCAAAUACAACACUUACAAACAAGGCGUUUGCCCAGUCCUCAGUUACGCGGUGGAGGGAGCUAUAAUGGGGUUCAGUUACGUAGUAAAAUUGCUGUUGAAAUACCAAGCGAUUGCCUACCAAAUAUUAAUGAUUUGCGACAAAUAUUCGACGAUGGACCAGCACAGAGUAAUGUUGUGGGUCUGCGUCAUUCUACGGGUGGUGCCAAUGAGGCAUCAUCAGCGAAACGUUCCAGUCACACUGAACGUACUCUGCUGCAACAGCAACAAUCGAGUAAUUUUUUUGAUGCUAAAACAUCACACGUUGAGGAGAAUAUAUUUGAGUCGAAAAGUCGUAAUUUGGAAUUUGAAAGGGCAAAACAGAAAUUUGAUAAUCCAUCGCAUUUGCAUCACCAACAUCAUCACCGCCAGCGCGAACAACGUGACCGGUCAUCUGGAAGGCAUGGUGGACAAUCCACUACCAAUAGCAAUGCUUCUAAUUCAAAUACCAGUGCUCCAAAUAAUCGAGCCAAUUUAGUAUUGCCAUUGAAAUCUAGCACAGCUAUUGGAGGCAACAGCAUGGGUAGUUCAAAUUCUCCGAAUCUGAAUACGAACUCAUCAAAUCUCUCAAAAGACGACAUAAAUCGUCAAUUAUUUGAGGAUCAUUCACGUUCUUCGACGGUUGGUGGUAGCGGUAUUGGUGGUGGAAAUGCUGAUUCCAAAUUGUAUGCCAAAGAAAACACAAACUCGGCUCCAUCUGGGAAUUAUUCCAGAAACAGUAUAAAUCUAGAUGGGCUUAAGGUAUCGGACGACGAGACUCCGUAAUUAUGGAUCAACAAGUUUAUUACUCGACGAAGAAACAGAAGGAAACAGUGAAUAAAGCUACUUAGAAGCAUAAGAACGUGCUAAAAUGGAUCAUAAAUUGCACUAACCAUUCCUUAACCGAGGGGUGUAAUCAUUCUAUUACAUAUUCAGAAAUAUGAGUAAACAGCUAUUAAGUAUUAUUUUAAUGACCACGACAACUACCGAAUACGUUUCCUUAUCUACCUUUAAGUAUUACAAAAUUAGUUUGUAAAUCGUAACAUUUCCAUUUGACAUAAAAGAAAACUGUAUGCAUUUUAUUUACCAUUAAUCAUUUGAAACUCAUUACAUCCUAUUCUAAUUUAUUGAUUACGAUUCACACAAUUAUAAAUACAUUAUACAACUGCAAUUUACAUUAAAAUAAACAUAUUAAAAAUAUGUGUGUAUUGGAACCAAUUCGAAUUAUGAAUAUACAAUAAAAUAUUAACUAUCCA